Messenger RNA from Ceratitis capitata (Mediterranean fruit fly), 1865 nucleotides. RefSeq names its product protein SYS1 homolog (gene Sys1). Lineage: Eukaryota; Metazoa; Arthropoda; Insecta; Diptera; Tephritidae. The transcript has 3 exons. Bases 154 to 636 code for a protein of 160 amino acids. Gene Ontology annotation, cellular component: trans-Golgi network; Golgi membrane. The record is from RefSeq and is a predicted model, not a curated record. Gene Ontology annotation, biological process: protein localization to Golgi apparatus; Golgi to plasma membrane protein transport; Golgi to endosome transport.
CAGAAUAUUUGACGUUUGUAUUUUUCUAUUGUUUAUUUUUUCUUCUGCCAACAAAUUUCAUAAUUUUCUGGUUUUCAACAAAACUCAAUUACUGUGUGUUCCACCGACUGUGGUUUUUUAAGUAUAUAUAAGGUGCAAGUAAAGUGUCACGCAAUGAAAGCGGGCACAUUUCGUAAUACACAAUGGGAUCCAUUGCUUCUCAUUGCCCAAAUCAUCUCGAUGCAAUCGUGCGUCUAUUUCACAUUGGGCCUCUUGGUAUUCAUCGCUAAUAUAUUGGCGGGCGACAAUUACACAUUGGAUAAUCUUUUCGAGUAUCAUGAAAUACACAUUUCCGAUGUGGGUGGACGUUUAAUUAUACUUGCAUUCGUGCUCAAUUCAUUUAUAGCAUCUUUGGCACUGUGGUGUAUUGUACGUCGUGCGAAAUUAUGUUUAGAUUUUAGUUGUACGUUCCAUUUCCUGCAUUUGAUCAUCUGUUGGUGGUACAAUUCGAAUUUCCCUUCAAAUAUCAGUUGGUGGUUGCUGAAUGCGAUUACAACGACUAUAAUGUGCAUAGGCGGCGAAUUUUUAUGUCUGAAGUCUGAAUUAAAAGAAAUUCCGGUUGGCUAUGCAGCGCUCAAUCAAAAGUCAGAUGUUUAAUAUCUAAUAAAUUUAUAUGAUUUCGCAUUGGCUUUGGAAAUAUGUAUGACGAAGCGUAUUAUACUUAUAAUUUCAUAAAUCUUAUUUUCUUCUGAGUAUACGCAAAAAUUUACGGUUAUUUAAAGUAUUUAUAACUAUUAAUUUAAGAUAGAAAUAAAAUUUAUAACUUGAAAUAAGAGUUUAAACUGUUAUUUUCAAACAGUACAAUUCAUUAACCAAACCAUUUAAGGCUUGUAUUAGGAAAGGACGAUACUGGUUUAAAACGAUAGCUAGAUUGAUAUUCACUCCUACUCUAAUGUCGUAUCCAAUUCCAAUCGGAAUCACCAAUAGCUCUUUUGCGACUUCUCCUAAUAUUGUACUAAUCGGAAUAACAGGCGAUUCACCCAAAUAAAAUAUCUGAUAUUCUUGUCUCGAAAAUCAUUUACCCAAUUUCUUUAUAUUGGGAAACGAACUAUGAAUAAAACGUCUCAUUAACGUUAUAUUCUUCAGCCCCCUCCCAUAUAUUCUCUAAAAGCUAAAAUAAAAGUUCAUUUUCAUUUGCUAAAAAGUACAUUUAUUUAGCAAACUUGUUUAAUAUAGGUUCAUUUUUAUUAUGUUUUGUUGUGAUUUUUGUGGUAAUUUACUAUUUGAAAUUGCUGUUUCGGUUGAUUCUUGUUUAAAUGUUUUUUUUUCAUAUAUCCGCUGUUUAUUGAAUUUAUUUAUUUCAGUUUUGAAGCAAGCGAGUUUUUUCUUCAACAUUUUUUUUUAUUAUUUUUUAAAUCUAGAUGUACAAUCUUUAUGGUUUUCAGAUUCGUCAUUUUUUAAGUGCUUUCAAAUGCAUUUAAAUUAUUUUGUUACAUUUAUUAAUAAAAUGAAAUUCAAAUAUAUUUCAGUUUUUUUUUUUAUAAUAAUUAUUACAAUCGAGUGAGUGCCUUCGAAGGUAUGUAUAUUUGUAUGUACUAUAUACAUACAUAUGUGUUUCUCUAUUGCGGUUUCGAUUUCAAAAUAUCGAACUAGUCGCGCAUUCAACCACACUUAAACAAUCUAAGUUUGAGCGCUGCUACUCUAUCCACCGCACAUACAUAUAUAAAUAUGCUGGAUAAUCAUAUUUGUUGUUUACAGCAAUCAAAUUCAUUCACGCAUCCGAUUCAAAACUCUAAUUUGUUUCUUGUUCAUUCGUGCCCCCUUUUCAAAUAAAUCUUUAAUAUUUUGCUUUCUUCUUUUUUGCAUUUGUAAUUAUAAAUUCAAAU